This is a messenger RNA of Magallana angulata, 1079 nucleotides long. RefSeq lists its product as uncharacterized. NCBI's taxonomy places the organism in Eukaryota, Metazoa, Mollusca, Bivalvia, Ostreida, Ostreidae. The transcript is spliced from 2 exons. The record is from RefSeq and is a predicted model, not a curated record. The coding region runs from base 432 to 827 and encodes 131 amino acids.
AUUUGACUUCACAAUAUGCUGAAUCUUUUGUUGAACUUGCUGAAUGAUUUUGUUUCUUAUGCUUAAAGAACCAGUUCUUUUAAAGAUGGCGUCCACCAGUUUGUUAUAUUGUGCAGAUAAGGAACUGGCUGUUAGCCUUCUGUUAUUUCGUUUUGUACAUGUCAUGGCUAUUUUCCGUAAAAGAAAUGGUUCCUCUCUUGGCCAUCUUCCUUGGGAAAUUUUCUCUUUCUGUUUUUCCUGAUAAGAAUAUCCAGUUUGGUUGAAUGUGGGAAAAUUUCUCUCGGUAAAUCAAUUUAUUCUCUGAAAUUCUUCCAAAUAAUAUCAGAGUAAUUAAUACAUGGAUGGAUAUCCAAGGUUAGAAAAUAAAUUAAUUUAUAUGGAUCAGAUACCGUUUAUGUUUUACUUUAUUACACUAGUUUUAAUGUUUCGGGAUGUGUAUUGGACAAAAAGCAAGGAAUUUAGUGCAACAACGUGAAAUAGUCCAGGAGGAGGAAGGAGUAGUUCCAAUUAAGAAACUGAAAAGGAAACCCAAUGGGAAGGUUAUUUCCACUGCAAUGGAGGAGUAUAUUUUGCCUCCAACUCUGUACAGAGAUGGAGGUACCAGCUUUCUCUCCAGAGGCUGCAGUCAUUUUUACAGGAAUGAGCUCGCAAAAAGUGGAGAUGCUGUGCAGUAUCUUUCAUCGCAAAAUGAGGUAGCCGUGGGGAUUUUUGAAGAGGGUCUUAUUCUAAAGAGAAAAAGGAAUGCAGACGUCAUUAAUGCAGUCAAAUUACAAAUCAUAGAAAAGUCCGAAUUGCAACAGAGACUGGAUGUAAAACUUUUGAAUUGAAAUACGCAUUUAUUUGUGUUAGUCCUAGCAAGCUAGUGCAGUUGGAGCACGUUUUUUUACAUUUGCAAAUAUACCAGCUGUCGGGUGACAAAGACUAAAUCUAAUGAAGACUAAAUCUAAUGAGUUAGGUGUUGUACGACACAGACAUGUGAACUCUUACAUAUGAAAUCAAUUCAAAUUAUGAAUGUUGUGCUGGAUGUAUUUUAGAAACAUUUUUACCUUUUGUAACAAAUUAUCAUUCAGAGACCAAUG